UUUCUAGGGCGACGAAAGGCCAUUUUCUUUGGAUAUUGAAGUCUACAGAUCACGGAUUCGGCCUGAGGCUAUUCUCCAACGAUGAUUGAGUCCAUUAAGCACCGAUUUGGGGGGAUUUGUUCCGGGUCUAUUUUUGGCAGAUUCCAAAGGGGUACCAUCACAGAUUUCAGGCGAUUUAUCCGAAAUGCCAUUUUCUUUCGAUUCUGGAGGCUACAGAUCACGGAAUCAGGACGAGGCUAUUCUCCACCGAUAAUGAAGUCUAUUGAUCCUAUUCACCACGGAUGAUAAGUGCGUUAACCAUCGAUUUGGGCCAAUUUAUUUUCGGAUGGCAUUUUCGUAAUUUCUUGGGCGACGAAAGGCCAUUUUCUUUGUAUAUUGAAGGCUACAGAUCACGGAUACGACCUGGGGCUAUUCUCCAACAAUGAUUGAGUCCAUUAAGCACCGAUUUGGGGGGAUUUGUUCUGGGUCUAUUUUUGACAGAUUCACAGCGGUACCAUCACAGAUUUCGGGCGAUUUAUCCGAAAUUCCAUUUUCUUUCGAUUCUGGAGGCUACAGAUCACGGAAUCAGGCCGUGGCUAUUCUCCACCGAUAAUGAAGUCUAUUGAUCCUAUUCUCCACGGAUGAUAAGUCCGUUAAGCAUCGAUUUGGGCCAAUUUAUUUUCGGAUGGCAUUUUCGUAAUUUCUUGGGCGACGAAAGGCCAUUUUUUUGGAUAUUGAAGGCUACAGAUCACGAAUUCGGCCUGAGGCUAUUCACCAACAAUGAUUGAGUCCAUUAAGCACCGAUUUGGGCGGAUUUAUUCCGGGUCAAUUUUUGGCAGAUUCCAAAGGGGUACCAUCAAAGAUUUCGGGCGAUUUAUUCGAAAUGCCAUUUUCUUUCGAUUCUAGAGGCUACAGAUCAUAGAAUCAGGCCAAGGCUAUUCACCACCGAUAGUGAAGUCUAUUGAUCCUAUUCACCACGGAUGAUAAGUGCGUUAAGCAUCGAUUUGGGCCAAUUUAUUUUCGGAUGGCAUUUUCGUAAUUUCUUGGGCGUUGAAAGGCCAUUUUCUUUGGAUAUUGAAGGCUACAGAUCACGGAUUCGGCCUGAGGCUAUUCUCCAACAAUGAUUGAGUCCAUUAAGCACCGAUUUGGGCGGAUUUUUUCCUGGUCAAUUUUUGGCAGAUUCCAAAGGGGUACCAUCACAGAUUUCGGGCGAUUUAUCCGAAAUACCAUUUUCUUUCGAUUCUGGAGGCUAUAGAUCACAGAAUAAGGAAGAGGCUAUUCUUCACCGAUAAUGAAGUCUAUUGAUCAUAUUCUCCACGGAUGAUAAGUCCGUGAAGCAUCGAUUUGGGCCAAUUUAUUUUCGGAUGGCAUUUUCGUAAUUUCUUGGGCGACGAAAGGCCAUUUUUUUGGAUAUUGAAGGCUACAGAUCACGAAUUCGGCCUGAGGCUAUUCACCAACAAUGAUUGAGUCCAUUAAGCACCGAUUUGGGCGGAUUUAUUCCGGGUCAAUUUUUGGCAGAUUCCAAAGGGGUACCAUCAAAGAUUUCGGGCGAUUUAUUCGAAAUGCCAUUUUCUUUCGAUUCUGGAGGCUACAGAUCACGGAAUCAGGCCGUGGCUAUUCUCCACCGAUAAUGAAGUCUAUUGAUCCUAUUCUCCACGGAUGAUAAGUCCGUGAAGCAUCGAUUUGGGCCUGGUUAUUUUCGGAUGGCAUUUUUGUAAUGUCUUGGGCGACGAAAGACCAUUUUCUUUGGAUAUAAAAGGCUACAGAUCACGGAUUCGGCCUGAGGCAAUUCUCCAACGAUGAUUGAGUCCAUUAAGCAACGAUUUGGUCGGAUUUAUUACGGGUCAAUUUUUGCCAGAUUCCAAAGUGGUACCAUCACAGAUUUCGGGCGAUUUAUUCGAAAUGCCAUUUUCUUUCGAUUCUGGAGGCUACAGAUCACGGAAUCAGGCCGAGGCUAUUCUCCAGCGAUAAUGAAGUCUAUUGAUCCUAUACUCCACGGAUGAUAAGUCCGUUAAGCAUUGAUUUGGGCCAAUAUAUUUUCAGAUGGCAUUUUCGUAAUUUCUAGGGCGACGAAAGGCCAUUUUCUUUGGAUAUUGAAGUCUACAGAUCACGGAUUCGGCCUGAGGCUAUUCUCCAACGAUGAUUGAGUCCAUUAAGCACCGAUUUGGGGGGAUUUGUUCCGGGUCUAUUUUUGGCAGAUUCCAAAGGGGUACCAUCACAGAUUUCGGGCGAUUUAUCCGAAAUGCCAUUUUCUUUCGAUUCUGGAGGCUACAGAUCACGGAAUCAGGACGAGGCUAUUCUCCACCGAUAAUGAAGUCUAUUGAUCCUAUUCACCACGGAUGAUAAGUGCGUUAACCAUCGAUUUGGGCCAAUUUAUUUUCGGAUGGCAUUUUCGUAAUUUCUAGGGCGACGAAAGGCCAUUUUCUUUGGAUAUUGAAGUCUACAGAUCACGGAUUCGGCCUGAGGCUAUUCUCCAACGAUGAUUGAGUCCAUUAAGCACCGAUUUGGGGGGAUUUGUUCCGGGUCUAUUUUUGGCAGAUUCCAAAGGGGUACCAUCACAGAUUUCAGGCGAUUUAUCCGAAAUGCCAUUUUCUUUCGAUUCUGGAGGCUACAGAUCACGGAAUCAGGACGAGGCUAUUCUCCACCGAUAAUGAAGUCUAUUGAUCCUAUUCACCACGGAUGAUAAGUGCGUUAACCAUCGAUUUGGGCCAAUUUAUUUUCGGAUGGCAUUUUCGUAAUUUCUUGGGCGACGAAAGGCCAUUUUCUUUGUAUAUUGAAGGCUACAGAUCACGGAUACGACCUGGGGCUAUUCUCCAACAAUGAUUGAGUCCAUUAAGCACCGAUUUGGGGGGAUUUGUUCUGGGUCUAUUUUUGACAGAUUCACAGCGGUACCAUCACAGAUUUCGGGCGAUUUAUCCGAAAUUCCAUUUUCUUUCGAUUCUGGAGGCUACAGAUCACGGAAUCAGGCCGUGGCUAUUCUCCACCGAUAAUGAAGUCUAUUGAUCCUAUUCUCCACGGAUGAUAAGUCCGUUAAGCAUCGAUUUGGGCCAAUUUAUUUUCGGAUGGCAUUUUCGUAAUUUCUUGGGCGACGAAAGGCCAUUUUUUUGGAUAUUGAAGGCUACAGAUCACGAAUUCGGCCUGAGGCUAUUCACCAACAAUGAUUGAGUCCAUUAAGCACCGAUUUGGGCGGAUUUAUUCCGGGUCAAUUUUUGGCAGAUUCCAAAGGGGUACCAUCAAAGAUUUCGGGCGAUUUAUUCGAAAUGCCAUUUUCUUUCGAUUCUAGAGGCUACAGAUCAUAGAAUCAGGCCAAGGCUAUUCACCACCGAUAGUGAAGUCUAUUGAUCCUAUUCACCACGGAUGAUAAGUGCGUUAAGCAUCGAUUUGGGCCAAUUUAUUUUCGGAUGGCAUUUUCGUAAUUUCUUGGGCGUUGAAAGGCCAUUUUCUUUGGAUAUUGAAGGCUACAGAUCACGGAUUCGGCCUGAGGCUAUUCUCCAACAAUGAUUGAGUCCAUUAAGCACCGAUUUGGGCGGAUUUUUUCCUGGUCAAUUUUUGGCAGAUUCCAAAGGGGUACCAUCACAGAUUUUGGGCGAUUUAUCCGAAAUACCAUUUUCUUUCGAUUCUGGAGGCUAUAGAUCACAGAAUAAGGAAGAGGCUAUUCUUCACCGAUAAUGAAGUCUAUUGAUCAUA
Molecule: messenger RNA, 3666 nt
Organism: Linum trigynum
Lineage: Eukaryota; Viridiplantae; Streptophyta; Magnoliopsida; Malpighiales; Linaceae
Source: the annotation of a GenBank genome assembly